Messenger RNA from Belonocnema kinseyi, 2434 nucleotides. Its product is annotated as Fanconi anemia group J protein homolog. The record is from RefSeq and is a predicted model, not a curated record. Bases 9 to 2153 code for a protein of 714 amino acids. Lineage: Eukaryota; Metazoa; Arthropoda; Insecta; Hymenoptera; Cynipidae. The transcript has 12 exons. Gene Ontology annotation, biological process: double-strand break repair involved in meiotic recombination; nucleotide-excision repair. Gene Ontology annotation, molecular function: DNA helicase activity; DNA binding; hydrolase activity, acting on acid anhydrides, in phosphorus-containing anhydrides. Gene Ontology annotation, cellular component: nucleus.
UAAAUCCAAUGAGAAUGAAUGUUAACAAAAAAGACGACGAUUUCUACUACAAAGAAAAACCCGCAGAGGAGCCUUGUUGUUCUAAGUUGCCCGAAAAUAAGUGCUGUGAAAGCGGAAGACCGAUGAUGGACGUAGACGAUAUAACACUCGAAGACUCCGAAGAAGAUAUAAUUGCGAAGCGUCCUAAAAUUCCAAAAAUCUACUAUGGUUCCCGAACUCACAAGCAGAUUGAGCAAAUUAUACGGGAACUUAAGAAAACAGCCUACAGAGAUAAAAGAAUGACGAUACUAAGUAGUCGGGAACAUUCGUGUAUUCAAAUGAGUACAGUUAAAAGCAAGACGCAACUAUGCAAUGAGUUGCUCGAUCCUUUAAAGAAAAUUGGCUGCCCUUAUUACAAUGAGGCAAACAAAAAGACCAUGGGCUCCUUCGAGAGGUUACGGAACCUUGGAUUCGAUGGACCCUGGGAUGUGGAAGAUCUAGUUCAAACUGGAAAAGAAAUGGGAUGCUGCCCAUAUUUUGCAGCGAGGGAAUUAAUGCAAUGGGCAGAUAUUGUCUUUUGUCCAUACAAUUACAUAAUUGAUCCUUCCAUUCGUGAAACUAUGCAACUUGAUCUUAAGGAUCAAAUAAUAAUUCUGGAUGAAGCUCACAAUAUCGAGGACAUCUGUCGAGAUGUGGCGAGCAAAACAAUUAGAGAGGACGAUCUUGAGCAGGUUAUGUACGAAUGUAAACAUCUUGUUACAGCUAAAGACAGCGGAGUAAAGUUUACCUACAGUAAUAUUCGUCGAUAUUGCGAAAAAAUGUCGAAAUUUCUUCAAUCACAACCUGUCACACCCAUCAACAAUGGAGACGAUCAUUGCAGUUCAUAUUGGAUGGGACAUGAACUCCAGCAAUUGCUAGACAUUAAUGGAUUGGGAGGUAAUGAGCAAUCUAUGUUUUACGAAUCCUGUAAGAUAGCUAUCCUGGAUUUCAACAAUGCAAAAGAAAAAUUACGUGGGAUGUGGAACCCCGAUCCAAAAAAAUCCGAAAGGCCAACAAUAACUCAGAAUACGAAGGUAAUACUCGAAGAUUUGGUGUUUCUGCUCGAAAAGACUGAGUGUCCACGAGAAGGAGUACAUUUCAAAGCUUGCGUUACUGAAAGCUUUGUUCGAGAUUUUAAAGUCUUUGCGGAGGAUAAUAAAUGGAUCGCAACAGACCGACCUCACAGGAAGCGGAUGCGCAUGUUGAAAUUGUUGUGUUUGUACCCAGGUGUGAUUUUCAAGCCUCUUACAGAUUUGGCUCGAUCGAUUAUUUUGGCAUCUGGUACUCUCGCGCCUACAAACUCUUUCCAGAGUGAACUUGGAACUUCUUUUCCGAACAUGUUGCAAGCCAAUCAUGUCAUUCCGAAAGAUCAGGUCUAUGUUCGAGGAAUUGCACGUGGACCUACAGGAAUUCCUCUUAAAGCGAAUUAUCAAAACACAAACCUGUUUAACUUUCAGGACGAAUUAGGAAGACUGCUAGUCCAAGUAUGCGAAUCAGUACCACACGGAGUCCUCUGUUUCUUUUCCUCGUACAAAAUGAUGAACACACAAAUUGAAAGGUGGAAGGAAACUUACACUUGGAAUGAACUACAAAGAACAAAGAACGUUCUGAUAGAACCUCGUUAUGGAGGUGAAUUGGACGAAGUUAUGACUGAAUUCCGAACAGUUAUAAGAGACACUUCAAACUCAAGUAGAUUUGGAAUCACAGGCGCUCUUCUUUUCGCAGUUUUUCGUGGGAAAGUCGCCGAGGGAAUCGACUUCAGUGAUAAUGAAGCCCGCUGCGUUUUAACAGUUGGCAUUCCUUUCGCUGUUCGCAAAGAUCCUCCCGUAGAUAUGAAAAUGAUGUACAAUGAUUUAAAUAGAUCAAAAGGCCUUCUUAGUGGCGGAGAUUGGUAUUCAAUUCAAGCAUUUCGAGCACUAAAUCAAGCUCUUGGGCGAUGCAUCAGACAUAAAAACGAUUGGGGAGCAGUUUUGGUUGUCGACGAGAGGUUUUUGAGCAACUUCACUGUCAAUAAUCUUCCAAAAUGGAUCAAGACUAUGUGGAGAAAUCCUUCUCAAGUGAAUCUGAAAGACGAACUAAAAGAGUUCGUGCAAAUUCAAAAGAUUCAAGAAGAGGAAAGAAUGAAUGCAUGUUAAAUACAAUUAUUUUAGACUUUUGUUUAUUAACUAUAUUUUGUUUCUUUUCUUAAUUUAGCGUUUAUUGGUAAUAAUUAAUUAAAUUUAAGCGACCUAGGGGACCAAAUAAAGUGUAUUUCUUUUAGGGAGUAAAGAACUGACACUUAAAUUUAAUUGUGAACUGUACUGAAUGUUUCGGUGUUUCUAAUUUUUGUUUUAUUAUCAACAUUCUUUUUGUACAUGAUUGACCGUAACUAUAUACCUUGGAUAGAGUUCGUUAAUAAACUGUAAUUAUAUUAUUA